CUCUCUCUACCCUCUCUCUCUGCAAGUUGUUUGCAUUUCCAGUACUGUUCUCACUUGAAGCCUGUGACCCUCGUUUCAGUUCUUGGUUGAUCAUGAGUAUUUGUCGUCUUCGAACUGAUAUAGAAGUUCAUGUGCCUCUUCCGUGCGUUGUUGAUUCUGGAAAGUUAAUCCGUUUUGCUGAUAGUGUGUAGCGGUUGAUGGGCAGUGGUCGUUUUUUCCUAUGAUUGCUCACAAUAAGAAUGGCUCGUUCCUCAAUCGACGAGGUCUCUGAAUCCGGUGCUUUUGUUAGAACGCCUUCCGCAUUCCAUAAUUUUAUUUCUCAGGAUCCAAGUUCUCCUUUCCCUGCCGAAUCCGGAAGAUACCAUCUUUAUGUGUCAUUUGCUUGUCCCUGGGCAUGCAGGUGCCUUGCAUACUUGAAGAUUAAAGGGCUUGACAAGAUCAUUGGCCAUACGGUAGUCAAAUCGAAGUGGGAGAGAACAAAAGAUGGUGACACACAUAUUGGAUGGGUCUUCCCAGCUUCCAAAACUGAAGAACCUGGAGCAGAGCCUGACCCUAUAAAUGGAGCUGGAAGUGUGAGAGAACUUUAUGAGAUUGCAAGUACGGUCUACUCUGGAAAAUAUUCAGUUCCUGUUCUGUGGGAUAAGAAUCUGAAGACAAUCGUCAACAAUGAGAGCUCAGAGAUCAUUCGCAUGCUUAAUUCUGAGUUCAAUGGUUUAGCAGAGAAUGCUGAUCUCAACCUUUAUCCUCCUCACUUGCAAGCCCAGAUAGACGAAGCUAAUGGAUGGAUAUACGACUGUAUAAACAAUGGAGUUUAUAAAUGUGGGUUUGCCAAACAGCAGGAGCCUUACGAAGAGGCUGUGGAGAAGUUAUACAAAGCUCUGGACAAAUGCGAACAAAUACUUAGCAAGCAGCACUAUAUUUGUGGCAAUAUACUAACCGAGACGGAUAUCCGGUUGUUCGUCACACUUAUAAGAUUUGAUGAGGUCUAUGCAGUUCUUUUCAAGUGUAACAAAAAACUUAUACGGGAGUAUCCGAAUUUGUUCAACUACACAAAGGACAUCUUUCAAAUCCCAGGCAUGAGUAGCACCAUCAACAUGGAUCACAUCAAGCUCAACUAUUACGGAAGCCAUCCUUCAAUGGAUCCAUUGGGUGUUAUCCCUAUUGGCCCCAACAUUGAUUAUUUUUCUUCUCAUGACAGAGGAAGGUUCUCUCUAUCAAAAUGAUAACAUCUAAGGAAGUUCAAGGUUUUGACGUUUGGUUCCAUGUGUUGUGAAGAAACAAACCAGAGAUAACUGUAUUCUGGCAGUCACCUUAAGAAAGUCAGUCCUAGUUAUCCUCGA
Molecule: messenger RNA, 1340 nt
Organism: Syzygium oleosum
Lineage: Eukaryota; Viridiplantae; Streptophyta; Magnoliopsida; Myrtales; Myrtaceae
Exons: 6
Coding region: 240-1223 (327 amino acids)
Cellular component (GO): cytoplasm
Molecular function (GO): glutathione transferase activity
Source: RefSeq, a predicted model, not a curated record